Aspergillus chevalieri is the source of this 2886-nucleotide messenger RNA. It is a transcript of the gene CSE1, whose product is annotated as putative chromosome segregation protein Cse1. The transcript is spliced from 6 exons. Gene Ontology annotation, cellular component: nuclear envelope; cytosol. The record is from RefSeq and is a predicted model, not a curated record. Gene Ontology annotation, biological process: protein import into nucleus; protein export from nucleus. Lineage: Eukaryota; Fungi; Ascomycota; Eurotiomycetes; Eurotiales; Aspergillaceae. Gene Ontology annotation, molecular function: small GTPase binding; nuclear export signal receptor activity. The coding region runs from base 1 to 2886 and encodes 961 amino acids.
AUGGCGGACGGUCUCGGGGCUGUUGCCCAGCUUUUGGAGGCAAGCUUGGAUCCCAGGCAAAACAAGCAAGCCGAACUUGCUCUUCGUCAGGAAGAGAAGAAACCCGGCUUCUCGUUGUCGCUCCUUCACAUCACCGCUUCCGCUUCCUAUCCCUACAACACCCGCCUUGCUAGCGCCCUAUGCUUCAAGAACUUCAUUAAGCGAAACUGGACGGAUGAAGAUGGAAACUACAAGCUUCAGCUGGACGAGGUCACUACUAUCAAGCAGGAACUGAUCAGUUUGAUGGUUUCUGUCCCUGCUGGUAUUCAGACCCAGUUGGGAGAGGCCGUCAGUGUGAUUGCCGACAGUGAUUUCUGGGAGAGAUGGGACAACCUGGUGGAUGACCUUGUUUCCAGACUUCAGCCGGGUAACCCUUCCACCAACAUUGGUGUGCUCCAGGUUGCGCACUCGAUUUUCAAGAGAUGGAGGCCUCUUUUCCAGUCGAACGAGCUGUACACUGAAAUUAACCAUGUCCUUGAACGAUUUGGGACUCCGUUUCUCUCUCUUUUCGAGGGCCUGGAUGCUUAUUUAGAGGAAAACAAAUCCAAUAAAGAGAACUUGGCCCAAGGGUUCACGCAAUUUAACUUGAUGAUUAAGUUGCUGUACGAUUUGUCCUGCCACGACCUUCCUCCGAUGUUCGAAGAAAAUAUUUCAGGGAUAGCUUCUCUCCUACUCAAAUACCUUACAUAUGACAACCAACUGCUUCAUACCGACGAUGACACAGAGGCGGGGCAAUUGGAAUUUGCCCGGGCUGGAAUAUUUGAGGCGUUGACCCUCUACGUGCAAAAGUAUAUGGAUGUGUUCCAGGCUCAGGUCGGCCAGUUCGUCGGGAGCUCCUGGAGUUUCUUGACCACCAUUGGCCAGGAGACCAAAUACGAUAUCUUGGUCAGUAAGGCCCUGCAGUUCUUGACUUCAGUUGCAAGUAUGCCGGAGCAUGCAAGUGUUUUCCAAGAGGAGGGCACUCUCAGCCAGAUUAUCGAGAAGGUCAUUCUUCCGAACGUCAGCCUGCGGGAAUCGGAUGAAGAACUCUUUGAAGACGAACCAAUUGAAUUCAUUCGGAGAGAUCUUGAAGGAUCGGACAGCGAGACCAGACGGCGAGCUGCUACUGAUUUCUUGAGACGGUUGGCUGAGAAGUUUGAGGAGUCGGUCACCAAGGUUGUUCUUCAGUACACCGAGCACUACCUGGCAGAAUACACGAAGGAUCCCUCGAAUUGGAAGGCUAAGGAUACCGCUACUUAUCUCUAUUCGGCCAUUGCCGCCAAGGGCACUGCUACAGCCAGCCACGGUGUUACCGCCACUAACCCUCUCGUCAGCAUCACCGACUUCUUCCAAAAGCAUCUCGCUGUGGACCUUGUUUCUCAGGAUGGAGCGCACCCAAUUCUCAAGGUCGACGCCAUCAAGUACCUCUACCUCUUCCGCAGUAUCAUCACGAAGGAGCAAUGGCAAGAAGUGUUGCCUCUGCUGGUGAACCACCUUGCUUCGGAGAACUACGUGGUGUACACGUAUGCGGCAAUCGCAGUUGAACGGGCACUCUAUCUUACGGAUGCCCAUGGCCAACCUAUCAUUGCGCCUGCCGGAAUUACACCAUUGGCCAAGGACCUCCUGGAGCACAUCUUCCAGCUGAUCCAGAAAGACCCUGCUCCUCAAAAGGUGCAGGAGAACGAAUUCUUGAUGAAAUGUGUCAUGAGAGUUCUCAUCGUCAUCAGAGACGGCGUUGUUUCGUUCACCGACAACAUCCUUCAGCACCUGAUCAACAUCACCCAGAUAAUCUCCUCCAACCCCAGCAACCCGAGAUUCUACUACUUCCACUUCGAAGCGAUGGGUGCUUUCAUUCGAUUUGCCGCCCCUGCCAACCCCGACAAGCUGGAGCAAUCUCUUUACACACCAUUUGCAGCAGUCCUCCAGGGCGACGUGCAAGAAUUUAUGCCGUACAUUUUCCAGCUCUUCGCAGCUCUCCUUGAAGCCAACCCUUCUGCGACACUGCCAAGCUACUACCAGAACUUGAUUGCUCCUAUUCUCAUGCCUGUCAUGUGGGAAUCUAAAGGAAACAUCCCUGCGCUCGUCCGGUUAUUGUCUUCCAUUAUUCCCCGCGGCUCGCAGUACAUCCUGGAGAACAACCAGAUUAUGCCUAUUCUCGGCAUUUUCCAGAAGCUGCUCUCGACCAAGGCCAAUGAAAGCCAUGGCUUCGACCUUUUGGAGAGUGUCGUUGCAUCCUUCCCUCCGACUGCGUUGGAGGCGUACUUUGUCUCUAUCAUGCAGAUCAUCCUCACCCGGCUCCAGAGCUCGAAGACAGAAAACCUAACUCUCCGCUUUGUCCGCUUCUACCACUUCAUCUCCGCCCAUGACAACAAGGGCUACAGCGCCGACUUCUUCAUCCAGGCCACAGAGAACGUGCAAGCAAACCUGUUCAAGUCCAUUUACCUGAGCAUCAUCCUCCCCGAAACCCAGAAGCUUGCUCGCCCAUUAGAUCGCAAGACGGCCGUAAUCUCGCUCGCUAAGACCCUGGCCAACUCGGAAGCAUUCGCGAACAAGUACCAGAAAGGUUGGGGUUUCACAUGUGAGGCGCUGCUCAAACUCUUGGAGCUGCCACCUCUUCCGGUCAGCAAGGACGAUAUCAUCGCCGAACACGACGUCGAAGACAUGGCAUUUGGAGUUGGAUUCACAGCACUGAACACCGUGCGUGCCCAGCCCAAGGACCCCUGGCCCGAGACCGGUGCCGAUCUCAAGGCGUGGGUUGGCCGGUACCUGAAGGAGGCCGAUAAGAUGCACGGCGGCCGAGUUUCCGCAUUCGCGCAGGAGCGCCUCGGGGAUGAGGCCAAGGCUGUGCUGGGAAGCUACAUUGCAUAG